AUGGUUGCUGUCAAGAACGUUCUCGUCGUGGCCCUCGCCGGCUUCGCCAUCGCCGGCCCCCGUAGCACCAAAACCCCAUCCGGCAACUCAACCACACCCGCCACCAAGAUCCCCAAGGUCAUCGACCUCUGUGACAACCCGAUCGGCCGCGGCCUCAUGCGCUUCCGGGCAGUUCCCAAGGAGCGAACGUUGGCGGCCAAGGAUCGCUUCGUGAAUUGUUUCAAGACCCGCGGCGCGAACCUGCCCGAGAGGAUGAGGCCCAACUGCACCGAAGGCAUCAUCGGACCCGAGACCUUCAUCAAGUGCACCAUGAUGUUUGCAAAGGAGGUGGACGUCUUCGCCGCGGAGAAGGGCUGCCCAAGGCCCCAAAAGAACGAGACCAAGUCCCUCGCCAAGAGGGAGCUCCCGCCUCUCGAGGUCCAGGCCGCCGCGGACCCGAGACUCGUCAUCCUGACCGAGCUCUACUUCUGCCUCAAGGCCAUCGUUGUGCGCCCGGAACUCACCCGGGAGCAGCGCAACGUGAACAAGCUUAGGUGCUUCAAAGACAUUGGGGUCAAUAUCAAGAAUAUGAAGGAGGAGGCCAAGAAGAAGGAGAAGAACAAAGGGGAGCUGCAGGGUCUGGCCGCCUCUGAAGAGGGCGACCUCGACAUGCUCGUCGCACAGUACGUCGAGCGUAUUGUCCUCGAUUCUAAGGACCUCGACGAGAUUGAGGAUAGCGUGUCCGAGGCCUACGCUGAGAUCCAUGAGCAGGACACCGCUGUUCUGGAUGUCACGACCUUGUUGCUUUGA
Colletotrichum spaethianum is the source of this 789-nucleotide messenger RNA. RefSeq lists its product as uncharacterized. The coding region runs from base 1 to 789 and encodes 262 amino acids. The record is from RefSeq and is a predicted model, not a curated record. NCBI's taxonomy places the organism in Eukaryota, Fungi, Ascomycota, Sordariomycetes, Glomerellales, Glomerellaceae. The transcript has a single exon.